Messenger RNA from Otolemur garnettii (small-eared galago), 1275 nucleotides. It is a transcript of the gene IL5RA, whose product is annotated as interleukin 5 receptor subunit alpha. Lineage: Eukaryota; Metazoa; Chordata; Mammalia; Primates; Galagidae. The transcript is spliced from 11 exons. Gene Ontology annotation, cellular component: external side of plasma membrane; membrane. Gene Ontology annotation, biological process: cytokine-mediated signaling pathway; immunoglobulin mediated immune response. Bases 1 to 1275 code for a protein of 424 amino acids. Gene Ontology annotation, molecular function: protein binding; cytokine receptor activity. The record is from RefSeq and is a predicted model, not a curated record.
AUGAAGCAGGGUCUGAUCAUUAUGGUGCCUGCAGUGCUCAUUCUAUGGGGCGCCUCGGCAAUUCUGCAAGCGGACCUACUCCCUGAUGAAAAGUUUGUACUUCUUCCACCGGUCAAUUUCACCAUUAAAGUUACUGGUUUGGCUCAAGUUCUAUUACGUUGGGAACUAAAUCCUGAUCAAAAACCAAGAAGUGUUAAUCCAGAAUAUCAUGUGAAAAUAAACGCCCCACAAGAAGAUGAUUAUGAAACCAGAAAUACUGAAAGCAAAUGUGUAACCAUCCUCCAUGAAGGCUUUUCAGCAAGUGUGCAGACCAUCCUGUUGAAGGACAACUCCCUCCUCGCCAGCAGCUGGGUUUCUGCUGAACUUAAAGCCCCACCAGGGGCUCCCGGAACCUCCAUUGUGAAUUUAACUUGCACCACAAACACCGCCGCAGAUAAUUACGUGCACUUAAGGUCAUACCAAGUUUCUCUGCGCUGCACCUGGCGUGUUGGCAAGGAUGCUCCUGAGGACACGCAGUAUUUUCUGUACUAUAGGUAUGGUUCUUCCACGGAAGAAUGCCAAGAAUAUAGCAAAGACACACUGAAGAGAAAUAUUGCCUGCUGGUUCCCAAGGACUUCUAUCCCUGGCAAAGGGCGUGACUGGCUUGCAGUGCAUGUCAACGGCUCAAGCAAGCUCACGGCCAUCAAGCCCUUUGAUCAGCUGUUUGCUCUUCAUGCCAUUGAUCAAGUAAACCCUCCACUCAACGUCACGGCAGAGAUUGAAGGGACGCGUCUGACUAUCCAAUGGGAGAAACCAGUUUCUGCCUUUCCAAUGCAUUGCUUUGAUUAUGAAGUGAAGAUAUACAACAUAAGGAGGGGUUAUUUUCAGACAGAAAAAACGACCAUCAAUGAAUUCGUCUCAGUCAUUGAUGAUAUUUCUAAGUAUUGCAUUCAAGUGAGAGCAGCGGUGAGCUCUGUGUGCAGAGCUUCAGGGCUCUGGAGCCAGUGGAGCCGCCCCCUGUACGUGGGAAAUGAUGAGCAGAAGCCCUUGACAGGAUGGUUCCUCAUUGUGCUGAUGGCAGCAGUCUGCUUCCUCUUGUUAAUGGCCUCGCUCCUCUGUCGAAUAUGUCAUUUAUGGACCAAGUUAUUUCCACCAGUUCCAGCACCAAAAAAUAAUAUCAAAGAUCUCUUUGUAAACACCUACUAUGAGAAAGCUGGGUCCAGUGAAACAGAGAUUGAAGUCGUAAGUUACGUGGAGGAGCCUGUGUUUGAGACCCUGGAAGAUUCUGUGUUUUGA